AUGGUUAUUUCAUUACUCGAACUCGAUAUUGUGACCGAUUUAAAAAUUAUGAAAUUUUUAAAUGAUAGACUUAUCGAAAAAAUUUAUAAUUUAUAUGCAUUACUGCCAUUCACAGUGCACAUAAAAACAAAGCUACCAAGGCCACCAAUAUUUCUUCCGCCAAAAAAUGUAUAUAAUAGCAACAAAACUGAAGAAAAGAUUUGUUAUCAGUUGCAUAUUCUUGUGCUAAUAUAUAUUGAAUUAUUUACUCAAUCCAAUAUGCUCAUUUCUUCCAUUGAUAAAUUGUGCUCAUAUUUCCUCGGUGCAUGUACGUUAGACGAAUUGAACAAUGGAAGACAAUUGAACGUGAAUAGUGGCGAUCUUUCUUUACUUAAUUUCAUCCAGCUCAUACUAGUAAUUUUAAGAUGGGUUAACGAAGCGACACCAGAUGAUAUUCAACAUUUAAGUUCAAUGUUCGAUUAUUUCCGCAAAUUUCGGUCAGCGUUUCCAAAUACGGGUGAGUUCAAUGAACGAAAUCGUCUUCGUUGGAAGAAAUAUCUUUUCGAAAAAAUUAUGUCGGAAAAUAUUUGCGCUACUGCAAGAUUUAUCUCGAAUUGUUGGACAUCAUUCUUUUGCCCACUGCCAAAUGAAAGACUAGUCGAUCUAAAAUUGGCUCUACAAUGCGAAUAUUUUGUUUCGAGCGAAGAAUUACCCAAACCCAAACCCGCUUGCAUGGUUUCAAGCAAAAAAGAGAACUUAAUAUCCAAAUAUACGAAUCAUCCAAAGCCAUCUAGUUUGUUGUUCAUGUUGGAAAAAAAAGAAAAUACGAACAAAAUUGGAGAAACCAAUGUACUACGCAAAUUUAAAACUGAGACCAACCUUGCGAAACAAUUUGAAAUAUCGGAAAAUCAAGCUAUGCACAGCUUGAAAUUUACCAACUCUUUUUUUCAAAGCAACCAGAAGUGCGAAAAUACGAUGAACCAUAAUCAUGAUGACCGUGAACAAAAAAAUUUUCUUAAUACUGAAAUGGCUUCGAAUCGAAGUUUAAUAUUAAUUAAUGAUGAGAUAAAUUCGCUAGAUUCAACUCGAGAACCGCAGAAACCGAAUAUUGAAAGGCUUCAGCUUGAACUAUUAUCGCCCGAACCAUUGAUUAAAGCUCGAAAAACUAAAACAAAGACGAUGGAUUCGUCAAGCUUUCGUAGCUCGAGUUCCCCAGAUACUGGCUAUUCUGAUUCGUUCCCUACUUGGUUAAGAUUAUUGCCAUCGGAAGAAACCGAUCAUUUAUUACAAUUGCCUUCAAACUGCCAUAGAAAUACAGAAGGAGAUGAAUGUUGCACGCAUAAUGAAGCAAUUCUCGAAAAACGGCAAAUUUAUCGUGGAACCAAGAAGAUGGAUCAAAAAUUUCAGCUUAUCACGGUGAUAAGAAAAGCACCAUUUUAA
Dracunculus medinensis (Guinea worm) is the source of this 1419-nucleotide messenger RNA. Lineage: Eukaryota; Metazoa; Nematoda; Chromadorea; Rhabditida; Dracunculidae. The record is from the annotation of a GenBank genome assembly.